This is a messenger RNA of Eimeria tenella, 237 nucleotides long. RefSeq lists its product as uncharacterized. The record is from RefSeq and is a predicted model, not a curated record. The transcript has a single exon. Bases 1 to 237 code for a protein of 78 amino acids. NCBI's taxonomy places the organism in Eukaryota, Apicomplexa, Conoidasida, Eucoccidiorida, Eimeriidae.
AUGACUCAGAAACAGCAGCAGCAGCAGGAGCAGCAACUGCCGCAGCUGCAGAAGCAGCAGCACAAGCAGCAGAAGAAGUUGCACUGCAUCAGCAUACGGCAUUCCGCAGCAGCACAACAGCAACAGCAGCACCUUCUCAUUCCCUGUCCGUUUGGGCAGCAGCAGCGACAGAGGCCGCAGCAAAUGCAGCAAAAAGCGCUGCAGCAACCGCAGCAGCAGCAGCAGCAGCAACAAUAA